UUGUCGUCGCGUCGUCGAAGCUCGAAGCUGCUGCUGUUGUUACAACGGUCAGCUACGGCGAGUAAUUACAGCGAAGUUCGUGAAUACCGUGUAUUUCACUUCUUCCUCUGUAACUUUCCAAGGAAGAGGAUAACUGUGAGAAGGGUAUUAUGAAGGUUACCAAGCCCAACUGGGUGGAACAUACCGUGGGGGAGAAGAAAGCCAAAACAGCCAUCUACAGCAUUUCUGUACAUCCAGAUGGUACCCGAUUGGCAACAGGUGGCCUAGACCAUAAAGUUAAGAUAUGGUCGACGCUGCCUAUUCUCGACGUGGAAGCAGAGAAGGAAGAAGAAAACCCUAAGCUGUUAUGCACGAUGUCUUCCCAUACCGGAUCUGUGCUGUCCGUGAGGUGGGCUCACCACGGAAGAUUCCUAGCGACAGGAUCAGAUGACCAGGUUAUUAUGAUAUGGGGUCUUGAUCCUGAUGGAGGUGGUCGACUUUGGGGUUCUGACGAAAUUAAUGUCGAAAAUUGGAAGGCUUUAACGCGAUUGGUUGGGCAUGUAGCAGAUGUUGUGGAUCUAGCUUGGUCAAGGGACGACACCAUGUUGGCAUCCGUCGGCCUUGACAGUACUGUCUGGAUUUGGGAUGGCUUGACAUUUGAACGACUGAGGAAACUUGAUUUACAUCAGGGAUUUGUUAAAGGAGUUUGUUGGGAUCCUGUUGGGAAUUACCUUGCUACCCAGUCCGACGACAAGACGGUGAAGAUCUGGAACACUGAGGACUGGUCAUUAGCUGAAACCAUUUCCAAACCGUUCGAGACAUCACCGCAAAGCACAUUCUUCCGAAGAUUGAGCUGGUCGCCUGACGGUGCUUUCAUCGCAGCGUCCAAUGCUAUGAAUGGACCAGUGUUUGUUGCUGCGGUGAUUGAUCGAGAGGGUUGGGCGUCGGAUAUUUCCUUUGUUGGACACGAAAAUACAAUCCAAGUGGCUGCUUUCAACCCUCGCCUCUUCUUUCCUGAGGGUGAACCUAAAGGAAGAGCGACGGCUUCCAGCAUGCUUGCGCUUGGUGCAAACGAUUUUAGCAUUUCCAUCUGGCGAAAUACACUUUACAAGCCUUUGGUGGUGUUGAAAGAUAUUUUCGGAGCCGACUUGAUGGACCUCUGCUGGUCAAACGACGGAUAUGUCUUGUACGGUUCCUCCGUUGAUGGCUCAGUGUGUGCUAUCCAGUUUGAACCCUCUGAGUUCACCGACCUUGCCGACUUUUCUGCGACCGAACUCGUCCUUCGAGAAUACGAUUACAAACCCAAACGGGCUCACCAACCUCUUGCGGUUCAUUCCUCCGCUGCCUCUAUCACCAACGGCUUUGGCCCCUCCACCACUACCUCCACUCAUGUCAACGUCUUACAACCUAAAAAGGGCAAAGCCAAACGCCGUGUGGAUCUCUCUAAUGGUAACAUUAACGCUGGCCCUAGUGCAGGUCCAAGCCGCCAAGCUCUUCGACCCCCACCACCAGUUGAUCCAUUCAGUGGACCUAUACAAGGUUUUGCCAGUCCCUCGACGGCCCAAGCGUCAACAGCGAGGAUGUUUGAAGAUGCGCACCGAGCUUUUGGACCUGGUAGUGGAAGUAUAUCAGGCACCUCACCUAGAGCUGGGGACAAGAGAAAGGCCAGCGGGUCAUAUGAGGAUCCUACGAGAGGUGUACGAGGGAGGGGCAUGCCCGUACAGCAACCAAUUCAGCAGUUUGAAGUCCAAAUUAUCCGAGCACCUAUGGUGGCACCUUCUCCCUCGGAUGCUGGUCCAUCAAAAGCCUAUCUCCCGUACCCUCAAGUACAAUCAAUUUUGCGGGCCCAAGCUAUUGGGAAUGAAAGUCGUAGUAUCUAUCUCGAAGCCCGAAAUACUUCAGAUCCGAAAGGGGAAAAUGUGCUUUGCUACUUUGCAGACGGUGAACAGAGGUGGAUGGAUUAUUUGCCGAAAGCGGCUUUGGCGGUUACUGUCACGAAGAAUUUUUGUGCGGCGGCUUGCGAGGAUGGUAGUCUGAGGGUGUAUUCCCCUGCAGGACGAUUGAUACUAAACAUGAAAUUAUCGGGCUUGGUGUAUGACUUACAAGGGGAAGACAAGAUGCUGUUGAUUAUAACAAUGGAUUGUCAAGUGCGCGUCAUAAACGUCCGCAACGGCAAAGCAUUUUCCCCACCGUCGAGCAUCCACCAUCUUCUUUUCCCGGGAUCAUCUUCAUUCCAUUCUUUUGACAUCAUUUCAUGCACUGUCCGACCUAAUGGUGUUCCUGUGAUCAUCACUUCCGAACCUCAAGCCUUUGCUUACGACGCAUCCUUGCAUGAAUGGAGCACCAUUGCCUCCCCCCCUAUUGCUGGCAUCCAGCCUUUGCCGAGUGGCCCUUCAGGUCCUCUCUCUGUUGUUGAUCAGAUUGUCGCCAAGUCGGCACCAGUGACGACGACUGAAAAGAGUAAUGCACCUUGGAUAGAAGAAUCAUAUGUCAUGUCACAGUUUGAAAUGAAACUUCGAGGGACGGUGCUGUUGGAUUCAAAGGAGGAACACAAACACUGGUUACUGGGGUAUAUGAAAUAUUUGGGAGAUGAGAACUUUGCGGAAAGGGCUGGAGAGGUGAUGAAGGACCUCAUUGGCCCUGUAUACCAGUAAAUGACCCCCUCAGCACUAUCUAUGCGGGCUGACGGCUGCAUUUUAGUCAAUCGAAACCCACCGGAUGGGAACCCAAACUCUUGGGUGUUGAUAAGCGUGAAAUAGCGGCGGAAGUGUUGGAUGUGCUCUCGAAGACAUUGCAGGGCAAAAAUGUAGCAUCGGUGUGGUACGAUGUGCUAGAUAAGAUGAAGGCAGACGAGGGAUCCUGGUAGUUGUAAAACAAUAUAUGGUAUACUCAAUGAACACGUUUACAUGCAUCUUUCUCCUGGCCUUUGUCUUCUUGAAGCUUCUCAAUAAAAACAAACCCGUCUCUAUCAUGCAUUUCGCGUUGUA
Cryptococcus deneoformans JEC21 is the source of this 2966-nucleotide messenger RNA. RefSeq names its product transcription corepressor, putative. The transcript is spliced from 13 exons. The coding region runs from base 150 to 2633 and encodes 827 amino acids. The record is from RefSeq and is a predicted model, not a curated record. Gene Ontology annotation, cellular component: HIR complex; nucleus. NCBI's taxonomy places the organism in Eukaryota, Fungi, Basidiomycota, Tremellomycetes, Tremellales, Cryptococcaceae. Gene Ontology annotation, biological process: regulation of DNA-templated transcription; DNA-templated transcription; chromatin remodeling. Gene Ontology annotation, molecular function: protein binding; nucleosome binding.